Molecule: messenger RNA, 1362 nt
Organism: Rotaria sp. Silwood2
Lineage: Eukaryota; Metazoa; Rotifera; Eurotatoria; Philodinida; Philodinidae
Source: the annotation of a GenBank genome assembly
AUGGGUCGACCAGAUUUUCGUGGUGGUCGCGGAGGUGGUGGAGGACGUGGCCGAGGAGGUGGUGAUCGCGGUGGUUUCCGUGGUGGACGAGGUGGUGAUCGUGGUGGUCGUGGUACACGUGGCGGUGGUAUACGUGGUGGUGGCGGUGGACGUGGCCGUGGCGGCAGUCGCGGUGGCCGUGGUGGUGGUGGUGGUGGUAGAGGUGGGUUUGGUGGAAAAAAAAUUGUUGUCGAACCACAUCGUCAUCCAGGAGUAUUUAUCGCUCGAUCGAAAGAUGAUGAUAUGUUAUUAACUAAAAAUAUGGUCGUUGGUGAAAGUGUUUAUGGUGAAAAACGUAUUAGUGCUGAUGGAGAAAAUCAAGAAAAAAUUGAAUAUCGUGUAUGGAAUCCGUUUCGUUCAAAAUUAGGUGCUGCAAUUCUAAGUGGUGUUGAUAAUAUUCAUAUGCCACCAGGUACAAAAGUUCUUUAUCUUGGUGCAGCAAGUGGUACAACUGUAUCUCAUGUGUCUGAUAUUGUUGGACCAGAUGGUCUUGUUUAUGCAGUUGAAUUUUCACAUCGAUCUGGUCGUGAUUUAUUAAAUGUAGCAAAAAAACGUACUAAUAUUAUUCCGAUUAUUGAAGAUGCACGUCAUCCACAUAAAUAUCGAAUGCUUAUUGGUAUGGUUGAUACAAUAUUUGCAGAUGUUGCACAACCAGAUCAAGCACGUAUUCUUGCACUUAAUGCACAUCAUUUUUUGAAAAAUGGUGGACAUUUUGUUAUUUCAAUUAAAGCAAGUUGUAUUGAUUCAACAGCUGCACCAGAAGCUGUAUUUGCUGGUGAAGUUAAAAAACUUCAAAGUGAAAAACUUAAACCAAAAGAACAACUUACAUUAGAACCGUAUGAACGUGAUCAUGCGGUUGUUGUUGGUAAUUAUCGACCCGUUGAAUAUAAACAAGCAUUUAGUUUGUAUGAUCGUGAUGAAGAUGGUUUAAUAAAUUCAAAAGAAUUAAGUUAUCUCAUUCGUUCAUUAGAGUGUAAUCCAACUGAUAAUGAAAUUCAAUAUUUAAUUGAUCAUAUUAUUAAUGAAGGAAGUAAUUUAAUUGAUUGUAAUCAUUUUUUAAUUAUGAUGUCUGUAUUACAUAAAACUCGAAAUAUUGAUGCUAGAAAAGAAUUACGUGAAAUAUUUAGUGCGAUCGAUACAGAUAAUAAUGGAUUAAUUGAUAGUACAGAAUUACGAACAACUAUGCGUAUAAUAACUAGUGGAACUGAUGAUAUGAAAUUAACAAAAGAAGAACUUGAUGAAAUGAUUAUAGAAAUUGAUAAUGAUAAAGAUGGACGAAUAACAUUUGAUGAAUUUGCUAGUAUUUUUGCAGGACAAAUAUAA